This is a messenger RNA of Girardinichthys multiradiatus, 4339 nucleotides long. RefSeq names its product ectonucleoside triphosphate diphosphohydrolase 3 (gene entpd3). Lineage: Eukaryota; Metazoa; Chordata; Actinopteri; Cyprinodontiformes; Goodeidae. The transcript has 10 exons. Gene Ontology annotation, biological process: nucleoside diphosphate catabolic process. The record is from RefSeq and is a predicted model, not a curated record. Gene Ontology annotation, cellular component: plasma membrane. Gene Ontology annotation, molecular function: UDP phosphatase activity; GDP phosphatase activity. Bases 19 to 1794 code for a protein of 591 amino acids.
GGUUUGUUUUACUGGUUUAUGGGGAGUGAGGUAUGCGCACUGAAUACACUGCUCCUCCUAUUAUUCUGUUCAACCUCACCUCCAGUUGUGUUAGCCAACACUACCCGUAUUCUAGUGGUACAGUUUUUCUCUCGACCUCCUCACCACACACAACUCUCUUACUCCUUGGCUUGCUCUCUCUUCCUUGCUCAGUUGCUCCCUCAUUUCCUGCUGUAUUCAGUCAUCUCUUCCUCAGAGCUAUCUCACUCCCUCUCCGAACACUCCCAACACUCAUCUGCAAAUCAGCUCUGCACGGAAAUGGCUUCCAAAAAGAAAAUGGGCUAUAAGUGUCGCAUAGCGGGAGUGAUGCUUCUUCUGAUUGGGAGUAUUGCUGCCCUUGUUGUUGUUUCUGUCAUCCAGGACAAGUUGAAGGUUAAAGAGUAUGGAUUAGAGUAUGGCAUUGUGAUAGACUCUGGUUCCUCUCGUUCCAACGUGUACCUGUAUGAAUGGCCUGGGGAGAAGGAGAAUGAGACUGGGGUAGUGACUGAAAAAAUGAACUGUAAAGUUAAAGGGGUUCCUAUCUCAGAGCUGAAGGUUAGUUCCAAGGAAUAUAAAACAACACUGAAUGGAUUUCAAGAUUGCAUGGAUGAAAUCAGGAAACAUAUUCCUGAGGAAAAGCAAAAAACCACACCCCUCUUUCUGGGAGCUACAGCUGGGAUGCGCCUGCUAGAUGUGGAAGAUAAGAAAAGGUCCAAUGAAGUUAUGACAAGUCUCAGGGACUACUUGAGUGGACAAAACUUCCACUUCCACAAUGCUUCCAUUAUUACCGGCCAGGAAGAGGGGCUAUAUGGGUGGAUUACAGUGAACUAUCUAAUGGGAAAUUUCCUAGAGAGAAACAUGUGGAACACUUACGUUCGUCCAAAUGGAGCAGAGACAGUUGGCUCAAUGGAUCUUGGUGGAGCAUCAACACAGAUAGCCUUUCAAGUUCAGGAACAGGGACAAGGGCCUGACUACAUGCUUGUCAAGCUGUAUGGUUACCCCUACACUGUCUACACACACAGUUUCCUUUGCUAUGGCAAAAAUGAGGCUGAUAAGAGGGUUCUUGACAAAUUAAUCAAGGGAUCAUCUGGCUACAUAGUAAAUCCCUGCUACCCCAAAGGUUUCAACACUACCAUAAAAGCUUCAGCCAUUUAUGACACGGAGUGCACAAUAAAACCCAAAAACUACAAUCCUGAUCAAGAGUUCUACAUGUUUGGAAGCUCUGACUCAAAAAAAUGUGGGGAACUAGUGAAGUCCAUAUUUGAUUUUGAUAACUGUUCCUCAAAGCAGUGCUCCUUCAAUGGGGUAGAGCAGCCACCCGUAACUGGAGAGUUCAUGGCAUAUGCUGGAUUCUACUUCAUUGCUCAAGCUCUGGAGCAGAGUGGGGUAUCAAACCUUGAACAGUUUAACAUCUCAGUAGGGAACUUCUGCCGCACUCACUGGACAGAGCUAAAAGCACAAAAGCACCGGAUUCUUGACAAAUACCUAAAGACGUACUGUUUUGCCAGUCACUAUGUCCUCACCCUCCUGGCAGAUGGAUACAAGUUUGAUGAUGAGACUUGGGAAAAUAUUCACUUUGAAAAAGAGAUAAAGGAAACAAACAUAGGCUGGAGUCUGGGCUACAUGCUGAGAAUGUCCAACAUGAUCCCGUCUGAAGUGAAAGAAAUCCUCCCGAUGACAAACCCGGUCUUUGCCGGCCUCAUCUUUUUAUUUUCAGCUCUAAUUAUUGUAACAGUAAUCUUAGGGUUUAUCAUCCUCCUUCGUACUUGCUACUGAUAAUGUAAGUGAGAAAGACAGUUAUGAAGAGCCUAGGGAAAUGUUGUGUACAUUGCUGGAAUGUGCCGUAGUAGCAUGUGUUGAGGCACGUGUGUUGAAAGUUACUAAGCAAAGUUUUUCCAGCUCAUGCCUCUGAAGCAAGAUUCACAUGGAAGUUGUACAUUUAGGUUUAUGAUUAAACGUUUGAUUAUCUAACUUUUAAUACAACCAAAGCAGUGGUUGCAAAUAAAGUAACCUAAAAGCGACAGAUUGUAAAUCUUGGCAGACUUAUUUCCUUUCUAAACCUCUCAUGUAUAUUAUGGUUGAAUCUUGUAGCAGCCAUUACAGAACGUAUUUUCGUCAUUAUUUUGUACCUCACAGAAGCACAGUGAUUUAAAGGUCUUUUCCCAGCUUUUGUUCCACCACAAAACAAAUGUAAAUGAACAAGAAUAAAUAAAUUAACACGUCUAAAAUUUUGCUGAGUUUAAGCAAAGAUAAGUCUGUCAAAAACACAUUUUUUAACCCCAUUUUGAGACGGAUUGUGAAAACGCUUAUCCAGGACAUUCUAGGAGGACAACAUAUAGACUGCUAGCAAAAAGAGGAAUCAGCAUCACUUCUGGUGUUGAUUCCAGUUUUAGCUCAGAAAUGCAUCACACAUCCAUGUUAAGUAGGAAGGGAUGAAGGACCGAGCUGACACGUAGACGCACUAUCAGGAAUAAGUAGUGCAGUGCUCUUAACUGGCUGGCUGAUGAUUGACUAUGUUAUCCAGUAAAUUUGUUUAUAAUCACUUCACUCAGUCUUCUUAUAACAAAUGAUGAAGGACAAAAAUCAUUGUCAUCCCAUCCCUGUCAGAUAUGUAGUCAUAUGGGGCAGAGUUUAGGAGGAUGCUGUAAAUCCCACCACUGCUCCAGGUGACUCUAAACAAGAAGAAAUCACAGAAAAUGAAUUAUUCGGCUAAACUGCUCAUUCUUCUAGGCUGUUUAUUUGGCUACUCUGUCAGCUCAAUGUUCCCGGUUGUGUUGCCUAUACACCCCCUCUGGUGUCCAGAAAACAACAUUAACAUCCUCUUAAUCACUCUUGGUCAUUCUCUGAAAAAAAAAAAAGUCUUGUGUUCUGGCUGUAGUUUUCCUCACUGCUGUCUUUUUAGCAGAAAGCCAUAAUGCUGCUGGGAUGUCUUCCUCCUGCUACACUGCACACCCAUUGGUAACCUUUGUCAAGUGUUUGUCUUCUGCUAUUUCUCGGUCAUGUGUUUAUUUUUUAAGCGGUUUAACUAAUGUCAGAAUUGUAUUUUUGACCUAAGAAUGCAUUUUUGACAAAACACUUUGAGGGAGGUGCAUAGUGAUAAGACAAGGCCUUUAGGAAAUGGCUAAUUUGUACUCUUUUGGGUUUGAUCAGCAAGAUUCCCACAGUAGUUAAAUGUAAAAUGCAACAAUACCCAAACUACUUUACAUCCUUUUUCCUUCAUCCUUUCUUUAAUCAUAAAAACGACUACAGACCUCCAGCUCCAAGUACAAAGUCAGAACAAACUGUUCCACAGUAUUCAAUAAUUGUCUGUAGCCCUUAAACGCUUUACAUAAUCAGAUGUUCUUUCAAAUCUGCAUUAUAACUACAUGUAGAAGGUUUAUUUUUACAGUAUUUUUUUCAGUGAUAUUUUUGUUGUUUUAUAUGGGAAUUUGUUAUAUAAAAGUGGCAAUCUAUAGAACAAAACAUUACCUUCAAGUAAAAGUAAUAGCUCAAGAUGACUGGAAGAUACUUGAAUAAUACAUAAGGUGUUACAUUCUUGAAAUUCAUUCAGGUAAUGGUAAUCUAAAGUACAUGAUUAAAAGUGACUGUAGUUUUUUAUUUUUGUUUUGGAGGUGUUUAAAUUCCCUUUUCAAAGCGAUAGAGUUAUAACUAAACAGUUAUAACCCUGAAAGUGCAAAUGGGAACACUCGGUGUAUGUAAGUCAAAAUGCCCCUCUUAUUUGAAAUGUUUUUCAUAAUUGAGGCAAGUUUCAGGAAAACUAACCCGUUUUUUUUCAUUGACUUUAUAAAACUGUACGGUGACUUAGUAUGUGUUAAGUUUGAGUUAAUUGUGUUCAUAUCUCAGUCCAAUGUUUUGUUAUAUCCAUAUGUUUUAUUAAAUGAGAAAAAAAUAUCUAAGCAUUCAAUUGAAGCAGCAAAUUAGAUGGUUUGCUUGUGAAUGCAACACAAUUACAGAAAACUUUGGUUGCUCUAAAUACAUUGCAUUGUACUGGAUAAAAUUUUAGAACAAUAUUGUGAUGCAUGUUUUUCAUUUUAUUGUAAAAAACCUGCUUGUUUUAUAGGUUAUUUUAGAACUUAGCUAUUUUUCUUGUAUUUAUAUUGCCAUUUGCCUGAUUCUUUACGUAAAUAUUUUUUACCUGUGAUGUAAUUUCUUUAAUGUAUUUUUAUUCUUUUAAUGACAUUUUCCUUGUUACUUAUCUUGUUACCUCUGUAAUCCUCUUUCAAUUGUCUUAUGCAAAAAUGGUGGAAUUGACAUAAGCUUAACUUUUGCUUGGUUAUAUUUAGCUGGACCAACUGAUCAAGAAUAAAAUUUAUGCUGUAAA